CAAGCGUUCCAAACGUAAUAUUUACAGUCUAUGGUUCCAAAGCAACAACACAGCCAGCAGUGAAGAAAGAAGUUUAGAUGUGCGUAGGUGUUCCCACGUCGUGUUUACGUGGAUAUAUCUCACACAAUUCAGCUGAUUAAAGUGUAUCUGCGUCUUCAAAUCGACUGAUAAUCCUCCUGGAGAGGGCAGGAUGUCUCUCACCAAGACCAAGGCUAAUGGGGUCACUGUGAUCACCAUAACCUCAGACCCCCAAAGUCUUUGUCCCCAAUUUUGCCAAAUUCUUAAGUGCCGUUGCUACGGCCCCCCAUGUUGCGACUUAUCUAAGCACCUGAAGAGGGUCCAGGGAUCUUCUCAGUCACUCCUGGGGGCUCUGCAAAUUAUGAUUGGCUUGCUGAACAUUGGUCUUGGAGCCAUCAUCACUGGCAACGCCCCUUCCUGGCUAAAGUUUAACUACCUCUUUCCUUUUUGGUUAGGAGGCAUGUUCAUUUUCUUUGGUGCCAUGUGCAUCUUGUCUGAGAAGUGCCCAAGACCGUGGCUGGUCAUCCUCACUGUGAUUCUGAAUCUAUCAGGAGUUGGUUUUGCCAUCGCAGCCAUUAUUCUCUACAGCCUCAGUAUGGUUUUCGUUGAUAUGCAGUGGCUUUGUGACGCAUAUUAUGCGUAUGACUUAGAUCAUACAGUGACUCCUCUGGAGAAGAUCCUGACAGAAAAAUGCUACGAGGCAGAAAUUAUGAUUGUGAACCUUUGGAGAAGCAUUUUCACCUUUCUGAUCAUGCUGUCGGUCCUUGAGUUCUGCAUCGUCAUCAGCUCUGCCGUCUUGGGGAUCAAGGCUCUGAAGUUAACUAACAAAGGAGAAAACAAGAGCCCUGACGACUCAGAACACUACAGACGACUGCAGGAGGCGGACGUUACCAGGAACCCUACGGUCUAAUGAAAGUCUCGACUUUGUGCUUUUAAUUACAAGGUACUCAAAUAUACUCCUGAGCUUUUAUACCGUUAACAUCAAAUAAUGUAAUAUCAGUCUGUUCUUACACAGCUUCCUUAAAUAUUUGCACUUAUAUUUGAGAUCGUUUUUAAAUGAUAUGCACCUUAUCAUUCUGAAUACACUGCUCUCCAUUUCAUUCCCUUGGACUUAUCGUUAAGUUAUCGUUUUUAUACAGAUUUAUAGAUCAGCCAACGUGCCUUAUAGUCAGUGUGUUUGUAGCUGGAAGUGUGGUUCAUUCAUGUAGGUGACACAGAUGGACUGCUUUUUUAAAUUAGUCUUUUUUUAAACAUUCAUUCAUUUGGAAGAUAAAAUCAUCCACAUGAUUGUUAAAUGUUGGAUUUCUGUUUGCAUGUCUGAUCUUGUUUCGAAGAUGCCUGUAAACAGUUCAUAUUUGCGCAUUUAUUUUCUAUUUGUUUUUUAAUUCACAGUAAACAUAACUCUUUUUCAUGACUUUUGAAAUACAACAGAAAAUACUGUAUGUCGUCAUUUUUGUUUGCAAAAGGCUUAUUUAUACGAGGUGGCACAUUUAAAAAAAUGUAUUCUAAUGAAAACAGACCUAUUCAAGCCACAUCCCCAUAGGGCUGGGUAUUGUUCAAAAAGAUUCGAUAUCGAAACCUAUACCUUGACUUCGAUACCGAUUCCUAAACGAUACUUUUUUCGAUACCAAUUUUAUGAAAUCCAUUUUAACAAAAAACAUUACAUUACACAUUAUGAUACAAAUCAUUGGUUUUAUGUUUCAGCUCCAUGUCAUUUUAAAACAUUCAAAGCAGUUUCAUAACAUGAGAAAAUAAACCAUUUUACCAUAAUGUGGUUUAACUAAAGUUGUCUGUUUCAACACUGUCUGUUUUGAUCGCGUUGAUAUUUUUCUAAACUUGCACGAUGCAAACUGUAGUCAAGCCUCUCAAAACACAACAACAGACACGCUGCAUGCUUAUUGGCUCACUGACGCUGAUGGUAGGUAUGAUAGGUAUCGAAUGAAAGGCCAUUUUUCGAUACAGACCAGACCAAGAGGAAGCAAUUCGAUCCUUGCCAAAAAAGUAUCGAAUUCGAUACCCGCUUUCAGGCCUACGACUUCAUCUUUCUCUCCAAACCAAGCCUGACCUGCUACAGAGAACAAAGAAAACCACAGCAUGAGUGGAAAAUGGACCUUACACCUUACUUUGUUCUGGUUUUGUUACAUAAUCUGCAGUAUUUCAAAUCUAACUCUUUGUGUAUAUUUACUUUGUUAGAUUCCUGUUGUAUUCACCUUUUGUUGAGAGUGAAGUCGACCAGAAGUGGAUGCAUUAAUUGAAUUGAUGGUGCACGGGGCACCCAUCAAUUCUAAUCAUUCAAAUGAUUAGAGUCACUAACAAUUCAUUAUCAUGUUAAUCAUUCAUUAUAUUCAAAUGUUUGUUUUUGUAAACAGUGGCUUAUCAUUUCUGUCUAAACAAUAAUAAAACAGUUAUAUUAACAGUAAA
Molecule: messenger RNA, 2439 nt
Organism: Labrus bergylta (ballan wrasse)
Lineage: Eukaryota; Metazoa; Chordata; Actinopteri; Labriformes; Labridae
Product: membrane-spanning 4-domains subfamily A member 4D
Cellular component (GO): membrane
Source: RefSeq, a predicted model, not a curated record